This is a messenger RNA of Acipenser ruthenus (sterlet), 5997 nucleotides long. RefSeq names its product MHC class II transactivator. NCBI's taxonomy places the organism in Eukaryota, Metazoa, Chordata, Actinopteri, Acipenseriformes, Acipenseridae. Gene Ontology annotation, molecular function: protein binding; ATP binding. The record is from RefSeq and is a predicted model, not a curated record. The coding region runs from base 131 to 3847 and encodes 1238 amino acids. Gene Ontology annotation, biological process: positive regulation of transcription by RNA polymerase II; inflammatory response; positive regulation of MHC class I biosynthetic process. The transcript is spliced from 21 exons.
UUCCCUUUGAUCUCCUUGUAUCCAAGCUGAGGUCUGAUUGAAAAGAGGAAUAGGAACUCGGAAUGCAGUGUCUGCUUCAGCCAGACUUCUCUUAACUGUGCUUGCUCUGUAUCGCUCCACAGCACACACAAUGGUUCACUUUGAAGAGGUGCUCUCCCGCGUGAGGAGCUCACUGUGCAGUGCCUCCCCCCGCGGGGUCCAGGGCUUGCUGUCACAGCUGCUGGAGGCUGGCAUCCUGUCCCGGGAUUACUACCUGUGCCUGCUCAAGGAGAAGGAUGCAGAGGACCUGGCCAGGAGGAUCUCCCUCCCAGUGUGGGAGAAAUGGGACUGCUGCCACAGCACCAUCCACUGUGCGCUGGACAAAGCACAGAGCUGCAAAACCAAGGGACAAGCAGCUCCGACCAACCCCCGAGCCCAGGAUGCAGGCAUGGACCCCUCAGUCCUGGGAGAGCACAGCUUCCUGAGCCUGCUGCACAGCGACACGCUGCUGGGGGACAUUCCACUCGGCUUCCCUGAGGGGCCCUUUCCCUGCGAUGCUGAAGGUAACCAGCUCUCUCUGGAUUGGCCCAACAUUUUCGACUACCUUCUGCCAGACCUGAUGGUGCCCAACGAGAGAAUCCUCUCUCCGACCCCUUUUGAGCACAACGAAAACAUCGAACAAAUAUUGAAGUUUUUAGAGGAAGACCAGCAAGAGAAUUUGGGGGAAGAAAUGGAGAUGACACUUUCAGACCUGGAAACCACGUGCCAGGACCCUGCGAGAAACACCCAAUAUCCCAAGAGAGACCUGAACCCUGCUGAUGUGAAUACAAUGAAACCGAAGCGCCAGAAAAGAGAUCCCCGAGCAAACCGAGCACUUGAGAAAAAGAAGCGAGGCUGGAGGAAGAGCUGCCGACCCGACCAGAGAGAAGCACAGAGAGCGAGUUCUCCUGCACACCCUGUCCAGGGGUUUGUCACUUUCUCACUUCCCAUCUCCAGCCUCGCUUCCUCUGGAAACACUACACGCACUGCUGGAGGCUCUUUGGCCCCUACUUCUGCACCCACAGCCUUCCAGGUCAUUCAGAACUUCACCGUCCCUCAGCAGGUUUUCGGUAUCCCUGUCGCCAGCACUGUGUGCCCUGAGGGCCCGACGUUUGUGAUUGUGCCUGCUGCUCCAGUGUCCUCUCCCAGGGCUGCAGGAACUCCCAGCUCACCCGUCGCAGGUACUGUCGUCGAUGCUGCUGUCGCCAGGCACCCUGACAGCCCCUCCUCUCCCGCUAGCCCCUCUGCUGUGUCUGUGAACAGAUCCCUUUCUCCAGCCUCUCUCCCCAGCACCCAGCCCACCACUACCGAUGCAGUAACGUCCCCCUGCAAAGGAUCACAGUCUCCACUGCGGUCCCUGAAGACCCCUGAGAAACCCAAGUCUGUUGAAGAGUUUAAAGAGUCCCUAAGAAGUUACCUGCUCGACACCUGCCAGUUCGUGGGCACGGAGGACGAAGUGUCCCUGGAGUCUCUUCACAUUGACGUGCCUUUGAUCCAGAGGCAGGUCAAGAUCAAAACGGGGAAGAACGCCAACAAGUGUCUGGAGAAGGAGCUGAUCAUCUGCGACACAGCGGAGAGGAGGAGAGCCGAAAUCCCCCGGAGCCAGAUAUUCCAUCCCAACGGGGAGGGGUCGAAAGACUCCAAAGUGAUGGCUUUGCUGGGAAAGGCCGGGCUGGGUAAAAGCACGCUCGUCCAGAAGCUUUGCCAGGACUGGUCCAGGGGGCACUUCCAGCAGUUUGAGUUGGUCUUCUGGUUCGCGUGCAAGAGGCUGAAUCUGUCCGGGAAGCGCUUUGGGUUGAGGAACCUGCUCUUUGCGGCGCCGCCCCCGGAGAACGCCGAUGAGGUCUUCAGAUACCUCCUUCGCAACCCCGAGAAGGUCCUGAUCAUAUUCGAUGGCUUCGACGACUUCCAGGAUUGCGAAGGCCUCCUUCAUUCCCCUGCCACCAGCUCCUCCAAGGAGAUCUACAGCAUCAAGGACCUGUUUUCGGGUCUCUUUCAGAAGAAACUGCUCAUCGGAAGCACGGUACUGGUCACUGCCAGACCCAAAGAAAUGUUCAACCAGUUCUUGGGAAAGGUGGACAAGAUAGUUGAGCUCAGUGGCUUCACCCCCAAAGACAUUGAGCUGUACAUGAGCAGGUACUUCAAGGGCACUUCAUACUGCGACGGCGCGUGGAGGAAGGUCCAGAACAACGGGUUUCUUUUUAGUUUGUGCUCUACCCCGCUGAUAUGCAGGUUAGUGUGCUUCCUCCUCGAACACUUUGACAUGAACAAAGACUUGCCGUCCACGCUCACGGGACUCUACUGCCACGUGUUCUACCAUAAGAUGCACGUGAAUGCGUACGCAGCAGGUCCUGUGAACAGGCAGCAGAAGCAGAACGUCCCUGAUCUGGGCGCCCUAGCCUGGGAAGGGGUUCAGGACCACAAGUGCCUCCUGAACCCAAGGGACUUGUCAUCCGAGGAGCUGAAGGAGUUCGGUCUGAGCAGCGGGAUCCUGAGCUCUCACCCAGCGAGCGAGGGCAGAGAGGAGGGCGGCUUCGGCCUUGGGUUCGCUCAUUUGAUCACGCAGAAUUUCCUGGGGGCUCUGCACCUGAUCUUGGCCAAAAACAUCAGUGGCAAAAGCCUGGUGAAGCAGGUCCUCCUGGAGAAGAAAAAGAAGAAGCCUGAGGAAGACUGGCUGGACGUGCUGCGCAGGUUCCUGGUGGGGCUGCUGUUUCAACCUGCAGAGUGUUCAUAUCUGGACUGCUUGUCUGCCGAGGCUGUAGUGUCCAAGAAAGACGCGCUUUCUGAAUACCUGAAGCAGAUCAAACCCAGCGAUCUGAACCCUAGCAGGCUGCUUGAGCUGUGCCACUGUGUCUACGAGACGGGAAACAUGGGCCUUGUGAAGCACAUGGUCUCCAAGCUCCCCUCAGAGCUCUCCUUUAGGGGCACGCCUCUCUCCCCACCCGACGUGUUUGUACUGCAGCACCUCCUGAACAAAACCAGAAGAGCCUUCACCCUGGACCUGCACGAGACAGGCAUCGACCUCCAUGGAAUCAAACAACUGGUGGGGCUGAAGAGCAUAACGUUGUUCAGGGCUUCUAUAUCAGAUACAAUAAGCCUUUGGGAGCACCUGCACCAGACUGGGGAGCAAGGUCUUUUAAAGGACUCCAUCUCCAAGUUCACUAUCAACCCUUUCAAAGCCUCGCGGAUCAGUGAUGUUGAGCACCUCUGUCUGCUUGUGCAGAUCUACCGGGAGAGGAAGCUUCCUUCAUGUGACACAGAAACUGGGCCUGGCGAUGAGAUCUUUGAGAUCCCAGCCGUGAAGGAACUCCGGAAGCUGGAAUUUGCACUCGGUCCUGUUUACGGAUCUAUGGGGUUUUUAAAGCUGGUGGAGGUCCUUCCUGCAUUUGAGAGGCUGCAGCACCUGGACCUUGAAGCACUGACCGAUAACAAAAUCGGGGACAGGGGAGUGGAGCGGCUGACGGGGGCUUUCCCUGCUUUAUCAUCGCUGGAGACGCUCAACCUGUCCCAGAACUACAUUGGAGAUCGAGGAGCCGAGAGACUGGCACAGUGUCUUCCUUCCCUCGUGUCACUGAAGCAUCUCAGCUUGUACAGUAAUCUGAUUGGGGAUUGUGGAGCAGAGAACAUGGCCAGGGCACUCCCAGAGAUGAAGUGUCUUACCGAACUCGACGUGAAAUAUAACAAGAUCACGGACGUGGGGGCGCAGAAGCUGACCGAGAGUCUCAAGAGCUGUCUGUGGAUAAAGAGCUUGGCAAUGUGGAAUCAGUCCAUCCCACAUGGAGUUUUGGAGCACCUGAAACAACAGGAUUCUAGAAUCAACCUGCUUUAGAUCCUUCAGAAGCUGCCGUGGCCAAUGGGAUCGUUCCCUCGUGAAGGGGGCGGGCUGUCAGUCUCUGGGCACGCAUCACUGAACACUACCUCUGCAGUCCCAGCUGGCAGCUGCUGUACAGAGAUGAUCAGCCCUGAAUGUCAGGCCAGGCACUGUUGCAGAGUGCUGUGCACUGACUGUAGUGAGUAGCUAACACACUGACAAGCCGUCUAGACCGCCUUCCUGUCACCGUCACGCCUUGUACCAGGAUUUCAGUUCUCUGUUCAUUAUGUGAAGUGCUGCUGGUGAAAGACACACAGCAUUUCCAGUGCAUGUCAGUUUUCCCCUGGUUAUACUAUGCAUUUACUUUAGCUUACCCCGGUUUGCCAUGUUCAUUAGAAUGCUUCGCCAUACCUCCCUUUUCUUUACAGUGCUUUCACUGUGCUGUAUUACACUUUUACCAUGGGGAAGCUUUUAUAAGGGUAAUGUUAAAAUCUCCCUCAGAGUGUGCAAGUGUAGCACUGAGGCGCUAAGGCACAAGUUCAUUUGCAUCAGCUGUGGCUGUGACACUAACAAAGUAAAUGGUGCUGUGGCUUUACAUGAUUACAAACUCUAGCAGGGCUCAUGUAUGUUCAUAUUCUCAACGCUGCUUGCUUGGAAGAUGUUUACAAGGGGAGCCUAUUUUCUUUUUUCACCAGGUCAGCUACUGCAUAUGCAACCAUCGCUAUGUUACUUGAUUCACGACUGUGUCCGGGUUUCAUACAAACGCCCCCAGAGAGUUUCCUGUUAACACACCACAGGGGUCUUCCCUUCCAAACGGUUCAGCCAGGAGCCCGCAAGCUGCUCUCAGCUGCGUUUUACUACUGACGAAACUUACAAACAACUCCAACGCUAAACUGACUCCAGAUCAUUCCAGGCAUUAUUACUGAUCCCCCUACCAGAGCAAAAUAAAGGAAUACAAAUGUAAACUGUAGAGAUGGAUAUUCAAUCUGUGACUGUGUGUGUGUGUGCCAGCUUUAUAAGAGAUGGAUAUUCAAUCUGUGACUGUGUGUGUGUGUGUACCAGCUUUAUAAGAGAUGGAUAUUCAAUCUGUGACUGUGUGUGUGUGUACCAGCUUUAUAAGAGAUGGAUAUUCAAUCUGUGACUGUGUGUGUGUGUGUGCCAGCUUUAUAAGAGAUGGAUAUUCAAUCUGUGACUGUGUGUGUGUGUGUACCAGCUUUAUAAGAGAUGGAUAUUCAAUCUGUGACUGUGUGUGUGUUCAUUGCCAGCCAGCCACCUAAACUGAAUCUGCUCAACCCAGUGGUAUAGAUGACGCGUCUCCUUUGCAGCCUGAUUUACAUACGGGCAGAGGCUCACGGUCUGGGGACUUUCCAUCUGCAUGGAGGGUGUCGUGCACUGGCACGCAAUGAAGAAUCUUACAGGUCAUUCCAAACCAGGACCUUGUUUGAAUCCAGCUACUCAGUGUCUUUGAUUUAACACCUGGGUUAAACCAUUAAACAUGGGUCUGAAUUCAAUCCGAGUUUACAGCCCUGCCAUUGCUAUACUUUAUAAUGGCUAUGGCAGCGCCAUAUAUAUCUGUUUUAAUCCAGGCCAUGACUGGAACCAGCUAUGCAGGGUUAGUUCUACAAUUAAACCCUGAAGUCCUGGUUGGGACAAAGCUCUUAAACAAGUCAGCAUGCCUGCUGAUGCACUGUACUGAACAAAAAGGCUAUCCAGAGACACUGACGGAGGCCAGUAUGAUGCAGGAUUCCCCAGGAUAAGUUCUUUAAAAGUCUCGCUGAUCAAACGAGAUCUGCUGUACUGUAUUAACUGGUUAACCGUGUAUGUAAAGCUCUUUCCAGCUUGACUGGCGUCUGACUGACAGACAUUCUAUACUGUGAGGCACAGUGCCACCUGUUGGAUGGAAGUGGAAACAGCAAAUCCUUUGUAAGUCAUUGUGAUCCCAUGUGUAUCUCAUAGCUACAUUUUCAGCACUUUUUUGUAAUUUGUAUUGCAUGUAUUUUUUUUUUUAAUAUUACAUACUGUAUAUAAAUUACACUAUGGGGAAGUUUCACCAGUAUUAAAAAGCUGUUUCUAUUUGAAAAUAAAUCAUUUGUAAGGAUGUUCAUCUUAAGUAACAUGUUUCAGACUGAACUACGGCAAGCAAAAUAAAAUGUCAUCAUCUCUCGUCA